AUGACUCACACGAUCGUGCUCGGCAAGCGGAAGACGCACGGCAGCGGCGAGCGGCCUCGCCUCAUUCAAUGGCUGCUCCCGCCGUUCCUCCUCGUCGUCGCAACAGUCGCCGGGCUGUCGCACUGGAGCCUGUCGCGCGACAAGAGCGACUUCACGGUUCUCAACGGCAAGGCGCUGCUCAAAGCGUCGCAGAAAAUCGCGAAUCUGUGGAAAGCGAGCGGCGAGACGGGGGAACUGAGCGGGUAUCUUGCAGAUGGUAGCGAAGACGCGUAUAUCGGGAAUGGUGGGAGGGCGGGCGAGGUGGAUCCGUGGAGGUGCGCGGACGGCAGUGGGGGGAACGAAUGCGCCCAUGCCGCCGCGGUGAUUCUUGCAGAGGGCUCUCUAUCGGAGCGUGUGCACGCGGUGUGCGCGGCGUAUGCGCUGACGGCGCUCACCAACAUGCCCACGCUCGCCCUCUGGCCCGCCGACCGCCACCUGCCCGCCACCACCUUCCGCCACCUCUUUUCCGCCCCCCACGCGCCCAACAGCAGCCGCAGUCGCAGCAGCGGAGGGGAGGGGGCGGAGGGGUGGGGAGUGAGCGGGGGGGAGGGCGGGGUGUGGGUGCGCGACCUGCCUGUGCGCAGCGACGCGCUGAAGGCGCAACUGGCCUCCACGCCGCAGCAGCAGGUGGUGCUGCGGCCAUGCAGGGGCAGGCCGUCCGCCCGCUCCCUGCCUCCUCCUCCGCACCUCUUCCUCGCGCCCCACUCUGCUGCUGCUCAACCUCACACCCCACACGCCCCGCCAGCACAUGGAGCAGCAGCAGCAGCAGCAGGGGCGGCGGAGGGCGAGGGAGAGGGAGCGGGUCUGUUCCUGGGGGGACAGGGCGAAGCUGCGAGGGUGGCGCAAGGGAGGGUGGAGGUGGAGGGAUGCGAGUAUGAGCGGCGGGUGGAGGAGUGUCUGGGCGCCCUGGAGCCGUCCCCGUUGGUGGCGGCGCUGGUGCUCAAGGAGGACGUGCACCGCCUCGCCACCUCCACUGCCUUCUACGUUGAUCCUCUCGGCCCCUCAGGCUGUGCGGGGUGCAGCGAGGAGUCGGAGUAUUCACCUCCCAUGUGCGCCAUGCGCCGCAUCGCCAUGACCUACCUCGCUGACCGCACCGUCUCCUUCACCCUCGCCGCCCACUCGCCCGCCCACGUGCCGCAAAUCAUGGACUACUUCCCCCCCGCCCGCUCCCCGCUGCUGCUCCACGCCACCCAAUCGCGCAUUGCCACGUGUCAUCUGGAGGAGGAGGUUGAGGUGGAGGAGGGGGAGGGAGGGGAGAAGGGGGUGGGGGGUGGAGAGGAGGAUGUGGUGGGGGGAGAGGUGUCUAAUGCGGUGCCAUCAGCUGCAGGUGGGUUCAAAGCAGUGCCUUUAUCUACAGGUGGGUUCAACGCGGUGCCAUCAGCUGCAGGUGGGUUCAAUGCGGUGUCUUUAGCUGCGGGUGGGUUUGCCAUGUUUUGCACGAUGCUGAACAGCAGCGCCUUAGAGCUGACUUCCCCCCUCCCCCCAUCUUCUCGCCCAUGUUCUCCUUCCACAGCUACCGGAACUCUUCUCAUUGAACCUAGCAGGGGCGCUGGUCGACAGCAGCGCCCUCCCCCCUCCUUCCCUCAAUUCCCUCAUCCCCCCCCUCCACUGCUCCCCUUUCCUUUCCCUUCCCCGCCUCCCAUAGCCGGGCUGGUGGCGGUCAACAGCAGCGCGCUCGAGCCGCGCUUCAUUGCCGCCCAGGCCGCCCGGCGGUUGCCGUCCUUUCGCCUGCACGUGUCCGUGUGCGGGCGGCAUGAGAUCCGGCCAAUCACGAAGCAGAAGUGGUCCAUGUUCACCAUGGUGGAAGAGAAGCUGAAGCUGUUCAUUUGCACGGUGCCCAAGGUGGCGGCCAACUCGUGGCUCAUGUGGCUGCGCGCCAUGCUGGGGCAGCCGCACCCAGAGGACCCGCUGCUGGCGCUGGACGAUGACAGGGCGGGCUGGCACAUGCUGCACGUGCACUUCACUGAGAAGCAGGCCGUGCGGGCAAUGACGCGGCCGGACCUGUUCCGCUUCACGUUUGUGCGCAACCCCUUCUCGCGAGUGCUCUCAGCGUACAACAACAAGCUCGUCAUCACCGACUCCCCCAACAACAAGACCGGCCCGGGGUCGAGAGAGUACUGGAACCAUGCGUUUUUCAGGCUGAUUCGGGCACAGUGGGAGGCAGUGAAGAAGGAGGACGACUUGGUGUCAUUCCACGACUUUGUGAAGCUCGUGGGCCUCGUCUUCAAGGAGAGGCGCUGGCACAUGGACCGCCACAUCGCCCUGCAGAGGGACGUGUGUGCGCUGGGGCUGAUCAAGUACGACUUUGUGGGGCGGUUUGAGAGUCUGGAGGAGGAUGCCAAGUAUGUGGUGAACCGAUUCGGAGGCGACCAUCUCGACAUCUUCAACUUCGGCGUCAACGCACACCAGACCCGCGCCGACGAGAAGCUCGUGAAGAUGUAUGAUAAACUCUGCUCUCUUGGCGGCUCCCUUCCGCCCCGCGGCGCCUUUCCCUCGGCCCUGCCCACUCUUCCGCCCAUCCCCAUUGCUGCGUGCCUUCCUUCCUGCUGCGCUGCUGGUGGCGCUCUGGCGAGUGCCUUUCUUUUCCGUACCUCUCCCUCCACGGGCGGCGCCACUCGGGCGAGCGGGACCCGCUACUAUCCCUCUCUUCUCUCUGCCUCGGCCGGCCCGACGAGCGCCCCAUGCCGCUGCCUUCCCUAUGCUGCUCACCGCGGCGCUCUUGUGACCCCCGCUCCUCCCCGUGCCUUCCUUCCUGGCGCCCGUGCGGCUCAUGUGAGCGCGACUCACCCUUCCUUCUGCCACUGCGCGCUCGCUGCUAAUCUGGCGAACGCUCGCCGCCGCCGCUCCAGCCGUCCUGCUCCUAUCGCCUACCAUACGGGCGGAAGAUGCCUACGUGCCAUUCUCCAUGGUGCGGAUCCUUCUCUGGCGUGCGCGACCACUCUGCCUUCCCCUUGCCAGGCAGCCUCUGCGCCAGUGCAGCUCGAACGCCGUCAUUUGGCGUCACUCGCUCCUAGCGCAGAUCCCCACUUGGUCGUCGCCACCCAUGUCCCCUCCCCGUCCCCGAGGACGUUCCCUGUUUCUGGGGAGUUUCCCGGAAGCCUCGCCAACGGCCUCUCUCAUCCCGGCGCCGCUCUCGCUCUUCCGGAGAGCGGAACACUCUUGCGUCGCGGCGGGUUCCACGGUCCUCGCCAGGUCCGCGUGCUCUCUCUCGCAGCCACGCGUCUCUAUCCAUGCCACCGCCGUGCCCGUCGUCGCCUGCUCCCACGCCCGUCGAUCCUUCUUCUCGACGGUCCCGUGCAAGAGGGAUUCGAUCUGCGCGAAAGGCCGGGCGGCGCAGCGAUCGCUCCAAUGACCGCCCUCGUUCACGUGAUGGCUCGCGUCGCGGCCGUUCCUCCUCCCGGCAGCUGA
Closterium sp. NIES-65 is the source of this 3447-nucleotide messenger RNA. NCBI's taxonomy places the organism in Eukaryota, Viridiplantae, Streptophyta, Zygnematophyceae, Desmidiales, Closteriaceae. The record is from the annotation of a GenBank genome assembly.